GCGGAGGAGGCUGCGGCCGCAGAGGAGAGAGCGGGAGGAGGGAGGGAAGGCAGGAAGAGGGCAACCGAAGACCGGGCCAGGUGGCUGCACCGGUUGCUGGCUGCGCUGCGCUGCUCUCGGUUCCGACGGCCUUUCUCAUGCGCUGAGGGCGCCCGGCUGGGCCGGGCCGGCGGCCGGAGGGGAGACUCCUCUCCAUGGUCCAGAAGACCAGCAUGUCCCGGGGCCCUUACCCACCCUCCCAGGAGAUCCCCAUGGAGGUCUUCGACCCCAGCCCACAGGGCAAAUACAGCAAGAGGAAAGGGCGGUUCAAAAGGUCGGAUGGGAGCACGUCCUCGGAUACAACAUCCAACAGCUUUGUCCGCCAGGGCUCGGCGGAGUCCUACACCAGCCGUCCGUCGGACUCCGACGUGUCUCUGGAGGAGGACCGGGAGGCCUUAAGGAAGGAGGCAGAGCGCCAGGCAUUAGCCCAGCUCGAGAAAGCCAAGACCAAGCCGGUGGCAUUUGCUGUGCGGACAAAUGUCGGCUACAACCCGACUCCAGGGGAUGAGGUGCCUGUGCAGGGAGUGGCCAUCACCUUCGAGCCCAAGGACUUCCUGCACAUCAAAGAGAAAUACAAUAAUGACUGGUGGAUCGGGCGGCUGGUGAAGGAGGGCUGUGAGGUUGGCUUCAUCCCCAGCCCUGUCAAACUGGACAGCCUGCGCCUGCUGCAGGAACAGAAGCUGCGCCAGAACCGCCUCAGCUCCAGCAAAUCAGGUGACAACUCCAGCUCCAGUCUGGGAGACGUGGUGACUGGCACCCGCCGCCCCACGCCCCCUGCCAGUGGUAAUGAAAUGACUAACUUAGCAUUUGAACUAGACCCCCUAGAGUUAGAGGAUGAGGAGGCAGAGCUUGGUGAGCAGAGUGGCUCUGCCAAGACUAGUGUUAGCAGUGUCACCACCUCGCCACCCCACGGCAAACGCAUCCCCUUCUUCAAGAAGACAGAGCAUGUGCCCCCCUAUGACGUGGUACCUUCCAUGAGGCCCAUCAUCCUGGUGGGACCGUCGCUCAAGGGCUAUGAGGUUACAGACAUGAUGCAGAAAGCUUUAUUUGACUUCUUGAAACAUCGGUUUGAUGGCAGGAUCUCCAUCACUCGUGUGACAGCAGACAUUUCCCUGGCUAAGCGCUCAGUCCUCAACAACCCCAGCAAACAUAUUAUCAUUGAGCGCUCCAACACACGCUCCAGCCUGGCUGAGGUUCAGAGCGAGAUCGAGCGAAUCUUCGAGCUGGCCCGGACCCUUCAGUUGGUCGCUCUGGACGCCGACACCAUCAACCACCCAGCCCAGCUCUCCAAGACCUCACUGGCCCCCAUCAUUGUUUACAUCAAGAUCACCUCUCCCAAGGUACUUCAGAGGCUCAUCAAGUCUCGAGGGAAGUCUCAGUCCAAACACCUCAAUGUCCAAAUAGCAGCCUCGGAGAAGCUGGCGCAGUGUCCCCCCGAAAUGUUUGAUAUCAUCCUGGACGAGAACCAAUUGGAGGAUGCCUGCGAGCACUUGGCCGAAUACUUGGAAGCCUAUUGGAAGGCCACACACCCGCCCAGCAGCACCCCGCCCAAUCCGCUGCUGAACCGCACCAUGGCUACGGCAGCCCUGGCUGCCAGCCCCGCCCCUGUCUCCAACCUCCAGGGACCCUACCUUGCUUCCGGGGACCAGUCGCUGGAACGGGCCACCGGGGAGCACCCCAGCGUGCACGAGUCCCCAGGGGAGCCGGGCCACCCCCCAGGCCUUUACCCCAGCAGCCACCCACCAGGCCGGGCAGGCACCCUGCGGGCACUUUCCCGCCAAGACACGUUUGAUGCUGACACUCCUGGCAACCGAAACUCUGCCUACACGGAGCUGGGAGACUCAUGUGUGGACAUGGAGACUGACCCCUCAGAGGGGCCGGGGCUUGGAGACCCUGCAGGGGGCAGCACCCCACCAGCCCGUCAGGGAUCCUGGGAGGAUGAAGAUGAUGACUAUGAAGAGGAGCUGACCGACAACCGGAACCGCGGCCGGAAUAAGGCCCGCUACUGCGCGGAGGGCGGGGGUCCAGUUCUGGGGCGCAACAAGAAUGAGCUGGAGGGCUGGGGGCGGGGUGUCUACAUCCGCUGAGAGGCAGAGGACAUGCAGUGGGAGGAAAGGCUCUGAGCCCGGGGGAGGGGAGGGACAGAGGGGCUCACCACAGGGGACGUAUCUUGCCUCCAGGGGGCGCUGUCUCCCUCCUUUCAGAUGCCUUUGCUCGAUGUUUGGGAUUUCUGUGGUGGUAGCAUCCCAGCUCCUGGGAGUCCCUUAAGCCCCAGCUGUAGGUUUUUACCUACCUGCUGUGUGUGUGUGUGGGGGGGGGGGGGGUUGGGGGUUGCCCACCUUUCUGCAGUGCCCCUUUAUCCCCACCUCAGGGGGCUCUCUCCCCUCACUCUCCCAGAGAAAAGGUGCACUUCCUUAACUCUUUGUACUUGGGCCUCUAAAUGAGGGUCCUAAAUGGGGUGGCCCUUUCUUUUCCAAAGCUGGAGUAUUUGGGAAGGGUAGGGAGCUUCUCCUGGAGAGGGAGAGCACAGACUCUCUCCCAUGAAGGCUCUCUUUCCCAAACCCCAAAUCCAGGAUCCCUCACCAUGUUCUCCCUCCACCCAGCUUCCUGGCAGCAUUGUCUGAUAGAUAGGUGAAGGCUACAGCGGAAGCCCCAUGGGGAGCUUGUCUUGGGGGGGAGGGGGGCUCUGGGUGGAAGCUGGCAGGCAUCAGCAGUAGUGCCCUCUGCGUGCCCAGGACCUAGAACCCUGAGGAGUGGGUUGCAACCCGUGACACUGCUACCCACCCCACCUCUUCCAUCCUUGGCCCUUGCCAACCCUAGGAAUGAGCUUUGCCUACAACAUCCCUUGCCUGCUGCCAUCAGAAGAGGGGGCCCCGCUGCGUCUGAGCCCCCCAUGCUUGUGUCACCUCAGUGUGGAACCCAUAGACCACUCUGGUCCGCCUCAUCUUGAAACCAAAAAACUGCUCCUUCACUUUCACUCUCACUCUGAGGCCCCAGGGGAGAGGCCCUCUGGGUUGGUGCCCAAGAGGUGAUCACCCCAGAGGUUGCCUUGGAUCUCCCCUGGGGGGCUUGGCUGCUGCUGCUGCUGCUACUGCUCUGUAUUUGCCUCUUGUGAUCCUGUCCUUUGCCCAUGUCCACUCCCCCCAGGAGAGGCCGUGGUACCCCCUCUGCCCUAGAGUGUCCCUCUGCCUAGCAUCCCCUAGCCCAGCAGCUCUGCCCCUCCCCAGCAUCCCAGCUGGGCCAGAGAGAGCCGAUUGUGCCAACGAGGACUGGGCCCUGCCCAGCUGCCCACCUCAGGGAUGGGCACCUCAUGCCUGUCUCGCCACCUCCUGUGCCAAUGUUGUCCCACCUUCCCCACGUUGGGGGUGGGGUGCAGCUUCCACUUACUGGUUAGAAGACACUACUGCCCAACCUUUCCCCUCCCUGUCUGGUGUCCUGUGCCCCCAUCUGUCUGUCUGUCUGUACUACCCUAGGAGAAGUAUUUUGCCACAUAUAAAACCGCCUCCUGUCCUUUG
This is a messenger RNA of Equus caballus (horse), 3554 nucleotides long. It is a transcript of the gene CACNB1, whose product is annotated as calcium voltage-gated channel auxiliary subunit beta 1. Gene Ontology annotation, molecular function: protein binding; voltage-gated calcium channel activity. Gene Ontology annotation, cellular component: voltage-gated calcium channel complex. Gene Ontology annotation, biological process: calcium ion transmembrane transport. The record is from RefSeq and is a predicted model, not a curated record. Lineage: Eukaryota; Metazoa; Chordata; Mammalia; Perissodactyla; Equidae.